GUGCGUUUCGUACUUUCGUGUAUGGGCAUUCCGUCAAUAAACAUUUCUUUUACAAAUAAUAUAAACCAUUUUAAACUACUUAUGACUUGUGGUUGACGUAAUUAACGCAAAUUAAUAGUGACACCGUCGAGUUUGUUUGGUUUAGUGAGUGAACAGUGUUACCUUUUUGUUUCAUUUUUUGAGAAAAUAUGUUGACGUCGAGAUCUAGAGGUAACGAAGAGCGUCAGAGGGCAGCGAAGCCCUAUUGUCAGUGUUGGAACGACAGCAGGCCUACGCCUUGGGAGCCUCCGGGCGGCUGCAGUUGCGGCGAGCACUCACACAUCAGUGAAUGGUGUUGGGAGAUACCAGACACAACGGGCACAAGUUGGGUUACAAUAUGUCCGGAACAGAAGCAGGUGACAUUCCACCCGUUCUACAGCUCCGGCACGGCGGCUGUGAAGGGCGACACACCACUAGUCAAUGACUACCAUUAUUACUGGGAAGUCAAAAUGCUAACAGAGCCCUAUGGAACUGAUAUAAUGGUUGGUCUCGGAACUAGUAAAGUAGACAUGGCAGACUCCUUGUUCACCUUCACCUCAUUCCUGGGCCGCGAUGCGGAGUCCUACGGGCUCUCGUACACGGGGGCGCUGCGACAUAACGCUACAGUCACUAAGGAUAACACCGGCUUCUGUAAAGGCAGCAUUAUAGGCGUCAAAGUCGACCUCUGGCAGGGGACACUCGAGUUCUAUCUUAAUCGGAAAUCACAGGGCAUAUCUUUCUACAACCUCCGUCGCCACCAGGCUCUCUACCCCAUGAUCUGCUCCACUGCCGCCAAGUCCUCAAUGCGGCUGAUAUACGCGGCGUCCUGGCAGGCCUCGCUCAUGGUGGACGCCGUCAAGAUCCUCGCUGCAUCAGUGAACGGAGAGCUAGUACUACCGCCCGGCCUACACAGCACGCUGAAAUCACAGUUCUGGUUGACACUGCCUAAUCAAAAAUGUAUCCUUGACGAAGAGGAGGCUAAACCAGAGACAAGCCAGUCAAACAAACCUAUUACAAACUUGCUGACGGACGCAUUCCCGAGCUACAUCAAUGGUUUAUACGUCGACACUCUUGAGCAUGAUUAUCCUAUUGUGGUGUGGCAGUGAAAACACAAGUUUGCACCAUUCAUGUCGAUGGAGUUAAACGAACGCAAUGCACAUGUUGUGUACAUGGGAUUAGUUUAUUCUUAGUAAUCUUAAUCACAUAAUGUAUGUUUAUUAAAAUAUAAAAGACAACAAACCAACACCUUUUUGUAAGCAUAAUAUUAAGCAAAAUUUUUAACAGGUUCUGGCAUCAUAAUAUUUGUUCUUAAUAAUUAGGUUUUUAUACUUUUGCUUGAAGUCAAUGUAUAAAAUGGUAGUGUACCAAUAUGAAUAUGCCCCAAUUAUCUUCUGAAUUUACUAUUUUCGUUUCAAAACCUAAGAUUUUUUUAUAGUACCUUAUAGCUUUUUUUCCAGCGUUUCAUCUAGUUUUUGUAAACACGAAUAAGUGCGUGCCAAAAAUUUAUAUUUAUUAGUUUAUUGUUCUGUUCUUUUCAAUUCAAUCGAAAAAUGUGAAGUUUUUAAUAAAUGUAUUUUAUUCUUUAGGUAAAUGUACCAACAUUCUUCAAUAAUGAAUUCCAUAAAUACUAAGAAUGAUUCUUACAGAUGUAUUUUACGAAUGUAAUGUUAUAUUAUUACGGUGUUUAAUAAAUUAAGUUUCGUAAUAGUAA
Molecule: messenger RNA, 1729 nt
Organism: Trichoplusia ni (cabbage looper)
Lineage: Eukaryota; Metazoa; Arthropoda; Insecta; Lepidoptera; Noctuidae
Product: SPRY domain-containing SOCS box protein 3-like
Exons: 6
Coding region: 189-1124 (311 amino acids)
Biological process (GO): proteasome-mediated ubiquitin-dependent protein catabolic process
Cellular component (GO): SCF ubiquitin ligase complex
Molecular function (GO): protein binding
Source: RefSeq, a predicted model, not a curated record